Pecten maximus is the source of this 1213-nucleotide messenger RNA. RefSeq names its product phospholipase A2 Scol/Pla-like. The record is from RefSeq and is a predicted model, not a curated record. The transcript has 5 exons. Gene Ontology annotation, molecular function: A2-type glycerophospholipase activity; calcium ion binding. Bases 124 to 570 code for a protein of 148 amino acids. Gene Ontology annotation, biological process: arachidonate secretion; phospholipid metabolic process; lipid catabolic process. NCBI's taxonomy places the organism in Eukaryota, Metazoa, Mollusca, Bivalvia, Pectinida, Pectinidae.
CAGUUGGCUAUAUAAAAAGAGAACCUGUAGCCUCGUGGUUCAGUAGAGGCCUUAUCCGUGUUGGAGACUUAACAUGAUAUACAGGUCGUUUGGUCUGUGGUAGAAAAGCUAAUUAUACAGAGAAUGAGGGCGUUUACAGAAGUCUUCUUUGCUGUUUUAUUGCUUGGACUGGUAACCGCUAAGGAAGGCAUUACCAGACAUCUCCGCAGUCGGCGAGCUGCUCAUGAUAUUUGUCGAAUGGCCAAAAUGGAGAUCGGUGGGGAGUUUCCUUGUAUGCAAAUGCUAUAUUACGGAAACAAUUGUGGCCCCUUUCGGGGAAAUAAGCCUCCCGUAGACCCCGUUGACCAGUGCUGCGACAAUCAUGAUCGAUGUUUGCACUUCUACCGGGGUAUGUGUAAUGUUGCCAGGUUUGACAUUUAUUUUAUGCAAUACCACUGGGAUAUUACACCUGCAGACGGACGACCUUACUGCCAUCAAGGUGGUCAUAUGUGUGAUAGCAUGUGUUGUCAAUGUGACUUGGAGUUCGUCCGAUGUUUGGGACAUUCGCUACAUACCAUGUCUAUGAUGUGAUACAGUGGGUGUAAUUUACACGGUUUUCACCUGCUUUACAACAGUUUCUGACCAGUUUCUGCUCCGGUAAACUACCACAUUUCUUCAUAAAGAAACAAAAAUACAAUCAUAAUUGCUAAUAAAAACACAUAUCGUAGAUAAUCAAUCAAAGUACCAUGCUAUGAAUAUAAUAUUAUAAUUUUUAUAAUUUUUUUAUAAUUUCAUUCACACCUGGAGGUAUAUGGAAGCUCGUGCCACGUCUAUCAUGUGUUUUCGAUCGUGUUUUACGGACGUGUAUUCCACAUUUGGUCGAAUAUCCGAUUGUUGUUUUUGUGCAUUUUAUGUGAUAUACCAGUAUCAGAGGAUUCGUCCAGCAUCAUCUUCUGUCUCUAUGACCUUGUGAUUCAAAUAAGAAAUCAAGAUGAAACUAUUAUUUAUUUAUCUAUUGAAGUUAGAUACAGUUUGGAUGUUAUGAUAAUUUAUUUUAUGCACAUAAAAUCAAGGUGUUUCUGGAUGUCUUUAUACUAUUCAGGACUACAAUAAUAUUCACUUAUUGGACGCUUGCCAUAGUUAUAUAUACUAAACUAUGUAUAUGUGAAAACAUAUUUGCUCAAAUGUCAAGUCUGCACCCUCUUUUGAGGAAAUAAUAAAUUGUUAAAAAGUA